CCCGCCAGUCCGCCCGGCCCCGCCGGCUGCACACGGGGUCUGGGCGGCCGCACGGGCAGCUCUAAGUCCGGAGGAGUCGGGAGGCGGCAGCGCUGCCGCUGGCCGGCGACGGGUCGGGGGCCGAAGGCAGUGACACCAUGUUCUCCCUCAAGCCGCCCAGACCCACCUUCAGGUCCUACCUCCUGCCGCCGCUUCAGACUGACGAUAAGAUCAGUUCGGAACCGAAGAUCAAAAAACUGGAGCCAGUUCUUUUGCCAGGAGAAAUUGUCGUAAAUGAAGUCAGUUUUGUGAGAAAAUGCAUUGCAACAGACACAAGCCAGUAUGAUUUAUGGGGAAAGCUGAUAUGCAGUAACUUCAAAAUCUCCUUUAUUACAGAAGACCCAAUGCCAUUACAGAAAUUCCAUUACAGAAACCUUCUUCUUGGUGAGCACGAUGUCCCUUUAACGUGUAUUGAGCAAAUUGUCACAGUAAAUGACCACAAGAGGAAGCAGAAAGUCCUAGGUCCCAACCAGAAACUGAAGUUUAAUCCAACAGAGUUAAUUAUUUAUUGUAAAGAUUUUAGAAUUGUCAGAUUUCGCUUUGAUGAAUCAGGUCCUGAGAGUGCCAAAAAGGUAUGCCUUGCAAUAGCUCAUUAUUCCCAGCCAACAGACCUCCAGCUACUCUUUGCAUUUGAAUAUGUUGGGAAAAAAUACCACAAUUCAGCCAGCAAAAUAAACGGAAUCCCCUCAGGAGAUGGAGGAGGAGGCGGCAGUCCCAGAACUCCACUGUUUGAAACUUACUCGGAUUGGGACAGAGAAAUCAAGCGGACAGGUGCUUCCGGGUGGAGAGUUUGUUCUAUUAACGAGGGUUACAUGAUAUCCACAUGCCUUCCAGAGUACUUUGUAGUGCCCAGUUCUUUAGCAGACCAAGAUCUAAAGACCUUUUCCCAUUCAUUUGUUGGAAGAAGGAUGCCAUUCUGGUGCUGGAGCCACUCAAACGGCAGUGCUCUCGUGCGGAUGGUCCUCAUCAAAGACGUGCUGCAGCAGAGGAAGAUCGACCAGAGGAUUUGUAAUGCAAUUACUAAAAGUCAUCCACAGAGAAGUGAUGUUUACAAAUCAGAUUUGGAUAAGAACUUGCCUAAUAUUCAGGAAAUACAGGCAGCAUUUGUAAAACUGAAGCAACUAUGCGUUAAUGAGCCUUUUGAAGAAACUGAAGAGAAAUGGUUAUCUUCAUUGGAAAAUACUCGGUGGUUGGAAUAUGUAAGGGCAUUCCUCAGACAUUCAGCAGAACUUGUGUAUGUGCUAGAAAGCAAACAUCUCUCUGUAGUCCUGCAAGAAGAGGAGGGCAGAGACUUGAGCUGUUUUAUUGCUUCUCUUGUCCAAGUGAUGCUGGAUCCCUAUUUUAGGACAAUUACUGGAUUUCAAAGUCUGAUACAGAAGGAGUGGGUCAUGGCAGGCUAUCAGUUCCUAGACAGAUGCAACCAUUUAAAGAGAUCAGAGAAAGAGUCUCCCUUAUUUUUGCUAUUCUUGGAUGCCAUCUGGCAGCUGUUAGAACAGUAUCCAGCAGCUUUCGAGUUCUCAGAAACCUACUUAGCGGUCCUGUCUGACAGUACCCGGGUCUCACUGUUCGGCACCUUCCUGUUCAACUCUCCUCACCAGCGAGUGAAGCAAAGCACGGAAUUUGCUAUAAGCAAAAAUAUCCAAUUGGGUGAUGAGAAGGGCUUAAAAUUCCCCUCGGUUUGGGACUGGUCUCUACAAUUUACAGCAAAGGACCGUACCCUUUUCCAUAACCCCUUCUACAUUGGAAAGAGCUCACCUCGCACACAGAACGGCUCUGUGAAGUCUUUCAAACGGACAAAGAAAACCUACAGCUCUACACUGAGAGGAAUGCCUUCUUCCUUAAAGAAUGGAAUCAUCGGUGACCAAGAACUACUUCCUAGGAGAAAUUCACUAAUAUUAAAACUAAAGCCAGAGCCUCUGCAGCCACCCAACAGCCAGAACAGUGACCUGGAGCAGUAUGUCAGAGAGUGGUUCUCCAGACCAGCCGACCUGCAUGGGGUUAUUCUGCCCCGUCUCUCUGGAACACACAUCAAACUGUGGAAACUGUGCUACUUCCGCUGGGUUCCCGAGGCUCAGAUCAAUCUGGGUGGCUUCAUCACGGCCUUUCACAAGCUGUCCCUGCUGGCUGACGAGGUAGACAUGCUUAGCCAGGCGCUGCGGCAGCAGCGGAGCGGACCCCUGGAGGCCUGCUGUGCCGAACUGGGCCAGAGCAGGAUGUACUUCAGAGCCAGCGGCCCACACGACACAGCAGGGACACCGGACUUCCUCUCCUCCUCAUUUCCAUUUUCUCCUGUAGGGAAUCUAUGCAGACGAAGCAUUUUAGGAACCCCAUUAAGCAAAUUUUUAAGUGGGGCCAAAAUAUGGUUAUCUACUGAGACACUAGCAAAUGAAGACUAAAAUGUAGUAUUUUCUAAACAGGGAAACUAAAUUUUUUAUUCUGGAUGAAAAUGGUUAACCUAGUUUGAAGUUUGAAGCUCUAACUUUACAUGAAAGAGUUAAUAGUUGAAAUUUGCACUAAUAUUUAAAAAUUGGUUGAAUCAUGCUUCCUUCACACUUAUUAGAGAUGUAAAUUUUUUGUAUGUCCUCUAUCAUUCUAAAUCUGGAUCCUUUUAGGUGAUUUGCAGGCAUUCUUAAAACUGUGAUCAAACUAAUCAGGUUUUGUCUGCUACAUCUAUUUUGUCUGCAUCCAUUUUUCUGAAUACCUAGGAAAGGUUACUUGAUGCUUGGUCAAAUUAGAGCCCAAAGAAGCAGAUAACAUGAAAGUUAAGAAAUUGUUUUGUAUUUUUCUAGGAACAUCUGAUAAACCUUUAACAGGCAUUCUUAGUAGGUAUUAAUGUAUUUUUCUGGUCACCUUCUGUCAUCUCUAAUUGAAACUCUUCUGAUGAAAGAUUAGUGUUCUGAGGCCAGAAUUCACUGUCUUAGAUCACCUUGUUUGGGACCUUGGAUUACUGUGUUUUGAAAUCAGAAGUUUGCUUUUAACUUCAUAGGACUCACUUUUUUUUUCUUUUUUUUUUUGCAGUUUUUGGCUGGGGCCGGGUUUGAACCCACCACCUCCGGUAUAUGGGGCCAGCGCCCUACUCCUUUGAGCCACAGGCGCCGCCCCUCAUAGGACUCACUUUAAAUGAUACGCACUAUUAACUUUAAAGCAUUCACUAGAAGUGCCUUCCACAUUAAUGUUAAAGUGUGACUAUCGCAGAGGAAGAUAGAUUUUCACUUUUUAAAAUUAGGGUGUUAAAAUUCACUGCAUAUUGGAAAUACGUUUUGCAUACUAAGCUUAAUAGCCAGGAGUCCAGAAAGCCACAUUCCUGUUCCUCUGAAAGCCACUGAGGGCCUGGGCCUGGUGGGGAUGCUUCCCAGCCCACUUUGCAUGCAGUGGCAGCAACAGCCAGUGCUACAGCCAGGAGUGUUUUCUGCAGUGACAUCCAUCCUCGGAAACAGGGCUUGCCCGUCAGUAUUCCCGGUGUGAUAAGUUGUUAGCAGUUCCCCAUUGGAGAAACUAAAGAGGUCACAAGUCGGGCACCUGUGCACAAAUCCAUCAAAGCUCUUAAUGCUUAGGAAUGGAGAAUAGGAGAAAUAAAAACAGACUUCUCUCAAAAUACUGCCAUUUUAAGAAAUAGUGACAAACACUCCUUCCACCCCUGGCUGUUGACAACAAUGUUGAAACUAAGAAGCAGACAAAAGUUUUUCUUGAUCUAAAACGCCCUCAUUUCCAAGCCUACCCAAGCUGAAGUUCUCUUCCCCCCACCCCUUCCCUGUUUAAAACACAGAUAUUUUCAAAUUUGACUGUUAAGAGUUUCUUAAACUACAAUCUUAAGGUUUUGAAAUUUUUUAUAGUAAAAUGUCGUUAGCUUUUUUCUUUUUCUAAAACAAGUUUUUUCAAAUUUUUUAUCUUUGUAUGUACUGAAUAACUUUCUAUUUGAAUUAUUUGCCUCUUAAAAAUUACGUUUCUGAAAUUCAUCUUGUGAACAGACCCAAUGUUUUUGCCAACUUCUUGCAUAGAAAAUAAGGGCUAUUUUCACUUUGAUAAACAUUUUCUAGUCUUUGAAUGGGAACUAGCCCUAAAACACCACAGCAUAUCCUGCCGUUGAAAGUGUAAUAAUUCUCCCUUUUUCAUUAACCAGCUUUUUAUCACAAAUCUAAAUUUUUUGGAUUGAGCAUUUUCUCUAUAUGAUUUUCUUGCCUCAAAUACGUAUUUCAGCUCCUUUAGUAAUUUCUUUUGUUAAUUUACAAGUUUAAAAACGAUUAGGUACUAUUAAUACUAUUUUAAAAUAGAAAAAUGUGUAUUUUUGUAUGAUCAAAUGUAGGAAAAUCUUUCUGGACAGUUGUGAUAUGAUUAUUGUGCUACAGGUACCACGCAUAAUAUGAAAAACAACUUUAACAGCCUUUUAAGUUAGGUCAUUGCUAAGCUGCUUGGCACCUCUGCUACCAAAGGGACCCUGGAGGCAGCAUCGGGGAGGUUGUAUAGGUGCACCACACAGAGCUCGGCAUGCACUGCGGCACAGCCCUGCCCUGCCGGGACCUGCGCCGACAGGAAGCCGUGAAGAUGCCAGGGGCGCAGACCUGCUGGUCCUGAAAGUAAACGUGUAGGGUCUUACUAUUUUAUGAUGGAAGCCUAGUGUAAAACCAGAAUGUCUAACUUUAUUUAAGGAAAAGAUACUAAUUUUUACUAACAGGGUAAAAACUAUUGACAUCCUUCAACAAAAUCUGCUUGUUGUAGCAGUAACCUCAAGUAGUUGAAACUUGAUUUUGAGAGAAAACUAAAACCUUUAUGCCUAAAACUAAUGACUUGGGUUCAGGUGGUAUGAACAGGAAGAUGUGAGAUCUUGUUCAACAGUGAUGAAUGUGAAGGAAAUUUUGACUGCUAAAUAAAAUUUUCACAGCAGUUGUUGCAGUGAUCAAUGUGAAGUCACCUAUGGGAACACAGUGACGUGGACAAAAUGGCAUCUUCUCCCAGCCAUACCUCUGUGUCAUCCCUGCCACUUCCCUCCUUGCCUAACACCAGGUAGUGACCCGUCACUUUGUUAACAUCUAUUCCAAACUGGCUAUAUUUAAGGCCAUGUGAGUAAUGGGUCAUACCCUAACUGGUCUGUCCUUCCACUCAGUCAAUAGAAAAACUAGGGAGUAACAUUUUUUUUACCCCCUGCCGUUUUUGGCUAGGGCUGGGUUUGAACCCACCACCUCCAGCAUAUGGGGCCAGCGCCCUACUCCUUUGAGCCACAGGCGCAGCCCCUGGAAUAACGCUUUUCCAAGAAGGUCUUAGAACAAGUCAGUGGGAGACUGGGGUCCUGAUCCCUGACUCCUGGGCCUAGGUAUUUGGAUAAGUCACCUUCCUACCAUACUCUUUCCUCAGCCUGAGACC
Messenger RNA from Nycticebus coucang (slow loris), 5397 nucleotides. It is a transcript of the gene MTMR10, whose product is annotated as myotubularin related protein 10. Bases 138 to 2435 code for a protein of 765 amino acids. The record is from RefSeq and is a predicted model, not a curated record. NCBI's taxonomy places the organism in Eukaryota, Metazoa, Chordata, Mammalia, Primates, Lorisidae. The transcript has 16 exons.